Molecule: messenger RNA, 5460 nt
Organism: Mercenaria mercenaria
Lineage: Eukaryota; Metazoa; Mollusca; Bivalvia; Venerida; Veneridae
Product: patched domain-containing protein 3-like
Exons: 9
Coding region: 183-2891 (902 amino acids)
Biological process (GO): transmembrane transport
Cellular component (GO): membrane
Molecular function (GO): transmembrane transporter activity
Source: RefSeq, a predicted model, not a curated record
GCAUGAUAUUAUUUUUUAUUUCAUUAAGUGCGUUGUGCAUCUACUAUUUUCGCCUAAUUUAGCCAUACAAAAUGUUAUAUUGUAAAGCAAGCAGAUUUACGUGUUAGGAGCAACUCGAUUACAUUUUUUCGGACAAAAUUUAGCAGACGCUUAUUAUUACGUAAGGAUCUUUACGUGUGUAGAUGAUGAAGAACUUAAAUACAUGCUACGAAUUUGUGGAAAGUAAGAUUGGAGCGGGAUUUGCAAGAUAUGGACGUUUUGUUUCCCACCAUGCUUGGAAAAUUAUAAUGGCAACAGUCAUUGUGAACGGAGCGCUUGGAAUAGGAAUGAUAAAGCUCCAGAGUGAUAUUGAAAUCGGAAACGUAUAUCUUCCUUUUGGAACAGAGUCACGGGAUGAUCUCGCACGGGUAGAUGACAUUUUUUCUGAUCUUAGCGGCUCUAAUUUCAACCCACUUACAGUGUCAAUUGUGGACGGUCUAUAUGCAAGGGUCAUUGUUAGAGCUACAUCAGGAAAUCUUCUCGACAAGACAGUGUUAGAAGAAAUUAAAACGAUGUCGAACUUCAUUCAAAACAUCGAAACCAAGAACGACAAUGGAUCGACAAUAAAGUUUUCUGACGUAUGUGCUAGAUCUCAUUCCCGCUGUGCUGUGGAGGGGAACAUUUUCUGGGAUGAAGAAUUUUUCAAAGCGAUAGACAAUAACAAUGUCACUUAUCCUGUGUUUGUCUCUUCGUCAGCUGGCGGUCAAGAUUAUUCUUCAGUUGUAGGAAAGGUGACACUUGACAGUACCGGGAAAUAUUUGACAAGUAUGGAAUUUCUUCGCCUUGGCUUCAACAUACGGACGGACGAGGAUAAAUACAAGGUCAUGGCCGAAAAAUGGGUAGCAGAAUUUCUAAUACGUCUGCAGUCAUACACGGGCAGUGACAAGUUUGAGUUCGCGUAUCGUCAUCAUAAUUCCCUGAACGAGGAACUCGACGAGAAUGUGUCAGGAGAUAUAGCACUGUUCGCCGCCACAAUCGCCAUGAUGAUAACAUACGCUUGUGUCGCCACAUUAUCUUCAAGAAUAACGGACCAAGUUGGACAACGCAUGUGGCUAGGUUUCGGUGGGAUUUUGGCAGCAGGGCUCGCAAUCGUGUCUAGUUUUGGUAUCUGCGCUACUUGUGGUGUCGAUUUCGUCAGUAUAGUUGGCAUCGUACCUUUCCUCAUAAUUGGUAUUGGUAUUGACGACAUGUUCAUACUGCUGUCCGGUUUAUCAGAAGCACAGACAAAACAGUCGGUGGAAGACAAGAUUGCGGAAACAUUACGUAUUUCCGGUGUAGGGAUAACAAUAACUUCCGUUACAGACUUCAUUGCUUUUAUGGUCGGUUCGGGAUCAAGCUUCAUCGCCGUCAGAAAUUUCUGUAUUUAUACAGGCGUUGCCGUCGUUUUCUGCUACAUCAACAACGUAACUUUAUUCGCCGCAUGCAUUGCUAUAAACGAACGCCGUGUUAGGGACAACCGUCACUACAUGACCUGCAGACGCAUUCAAACAAAAGAGGUCUUAAAAAUUGAAAACAAAUCAAAAAAAUACAUUUUGUGUUGCGGAGGCCGCCCACCCAGAAACAGAGAAGAGGCCGAGAGUUUUGUGGACAAACUUCCACGUUGGUUAAUUCCAAAGAUUGUUUUGAAGCUUCCUUUCAAAAUUAUGAUAAUCAUUCUGUUUCUCGGAUAUUUAGCAGCUGCGAUUUACGGAUGUGUUAAUCUGAAACAGGGCUUACUGUUCACCCAGUUAGUGAGCGAUGAUUCGUAUUUUUUCAAGUAUUCCGAAUGGGAGCAAAACUACUUCAAGCGAAAUGACGCCGUGACUUUUGUCAUCCCGAGCACGCGCACGUAUUCUAAACCGGAAACACAAUCAAUGAUAGAUGAACUGAUCUCAAGUGUUCAGUCAAAUAACUACUUCGACGAUGAUUUUGAAGUAAAUUGGUUAAAGACGUACAUGAAUUCCGAAUACAUCAAUGGCUCAUCAGAGUCAGAAUUCAUUUUUGGUCUCCAAAAAUUUCUAAGUGACCCGCGAUAUUCCAUAUUUGUAAACGACGUUAAAAUUGAUUCUAUAAAUAAUCAUAUUACAUCUUCACGAGUAUAUGUUCUGACGGUUGAUUUAGAAGAUAGCCAAGAAGAAGGCAAAAUGAUGCUAGAGUCUCGAGAAUUAGCGAGCGCUGCAACAAUUGGCUGUUUUGCCUUUGCGCCGUCUUUUGUUGUGUAUGAACAAUACGUUCGUAUAUUAGGCCAAACUCUUCAAUCUGUGGGCAUAGCUUUAGUGUCUGUGUUUAUAAUCACGUGUAUCUUUAUGCCACAUCCGGUGAUGAUCAUUUUUGUCACAGUGGUUGUUACAAUGAUUAUGACUGGUGUGUUUGGAUUUAUGUAUUAUAUAGAUGUCGCUUUGAGUGCAAUCACGAUGAUUAACAUAAUUAUGAGUAUUGGUUUCUCAGUUGAUUUCACCGCACACAUAUGCCAUGGCUACAUGAUUUCGAAUGGUGCUACACGUGAUAUAAGGGUCAAACAGGCCAUAGAUAAAACUGGGGCACCGAUAUUUCAUGGCGCUGUUUCAUCUCUCCUUGGUAUAUUAGUUCUUGUCGCGGCAAAAUCAUAUAUUUUUAGAACAUUUGCAGCUGUAAUGUCUUUUGUUUUGCUUUUCGGAAUUGCGCAUGCGUUACUGCUGCUUCCGGUCAUAUUGUCAUGGAUAGGACCAGGUAGAAUUAAUUCUGGGGAUGAAGGAACAAUUCCGGAAGAUAAACUCGAAAACGAAACAGUGAAUGCUAAUAAUGAUAUGAUUAACUUUAAAAAGUAUGCCACAGUGUAUAAACUCUACAUUUCUGGUUCAGAUGGUGAAUAUUCAUGGCAUAAAAUCAAAUAAAUGAAUUAAGUAUUCCUACGCAAUAUAUAUACGGAAUGAUUUUUUUCUUGUGAAAAAAAUGUACAUACCACUACUUGGCUUUAAUAUAUCUAUUACCGACAAUAUUAGAACGAAAGGCAAGUCACAUAAAAUGGACUAAUAACUGACUGUUUUCGCAUUAGCACAGUGAAGUUUUAAAUAUAAUUGUGUGUUUGUAGUCUUGUAUCUCAACAAAAUGUUCCUGGAAAAACAAUAUGAGCGGCUAAUGAGAGUUAAGAAGUUAGAAGUAGUCCAGUGAGUAAAUUUUAACAUUUAAUCGAUAUAUACACACACACACACACACACUAUAUAUAUAUAUAUACACUUAAAGAUGUAUGUCAGGUUCAGACCUUUUCAAGUGUAUUGAGGAAAAAGAUAUGGUUGUUUUUAUGUUUAUUGGCGGCUAACAUCAGCAAAUAUACAACACAGACGGAUGUUAUUUUACAACUAUACAAUAGUGUUCGGCAGCAAGAUGAAUAUGUAGACUUAUGUUCAAGGAACGAUGUGACCAUAUAAUCAAAGCCUUGAAAUGUCUGAUGGUUGCGGGUUUUUUGGUAGAUUUAUUUUCUGUUUAAAUGCCAGUCUAUGAAUAUACAUGAAUGAGAAGCAAAUACAAAUUUUAUGUGCCUCAUAUCUAAGAUGAACUCUGCCUGAUCUAGCUUGUGAUGUAACCAUGGGCUGGAAUACCUUAUCAUUGAUAGUUCUUAUAUAAUCUAAAUGGUCAGUGUGAGAUUAAGAACUGCUUGUUCAUUGAUAAUUUAUCCGCACUGUUCAUGAAUGGGACUAUUUUGUGUAGCACAUGAACAUCCUUUGGAUGCGAUUCGGAAUAAAAUAAAGAUGCUAUGAUUGUCAGAAAUACACUUUAACUUUGGUAGCGGGAUAAACCCGCAACCAAAAAUCUUUCAGAGGCAAUGCCAUGAAAGAAUGCAAAAUCAAAAUUAUUAUGUCAGUACGUCCGAUAGUGGCUUGCAAUUGCAGCAAAGCAAGAUGUAAUUUCUGCUUUUGUCAGUAUUGUCCCAUACAAAUAAUUUUUACGCCACAUGUAUUGGAUUCUCUGGCAUCAUUGAUAUUAUUAGAAUAAAAGUACAUUCACUCAAAGGCCGAAUAAUAUUUAUAUAUUCAGGGUUGAAUUUAACAGGUAUUUUAGAGUUAAAAUUCAAAAUGCCAUGAAUUCGAAGAGAGUAUUCAAAAUACUUGAAAUACAUUCUACCAGUAUCAUAAUAAUCUUAACAUGUUAUCUUUAUCUUUAUAAUUAUAAUUUUUAGCACAAACCUUUUACAACGGUAGUAAUUAUUUUUAAGCGUUCCUUGACAAAAAUUUACAGAACAUUCAACAUAUGCCGUACCACAAGCUGCAAGCAUCUAGACAACAAAUUCUAAGUGGGAGGUCAGAUAUAAAAACAAUAUGGAACAUUAAUAUUUUAUUUUUGUAUUUUCUUGACAAUUUCAUUCAAAGACUGGCCAUGUAUUUGUUACUGUUACGCCUCACAUGCGGGUGUACCCAGCCCGUCUUUUUCCUUCCAGAAGGGCAAGCUUUAUAAAAAGGGAAGAGCAAUUUAAUAGUUGAUGUUAAAUUUGUAAUGAAAGAAUAGCGUUCCUAAAUGCAUGCUUGUCUGGUUGUAAUAAUGAUCUGAGGUCGAACUUGUGUAUGUUGCUGUUUCACUCAAUUUGUCAAGGUGUAAUUGGUCAAUCUAGUCCAUCUGUUUCCCACAGAAAGGCCUCCAGAAAAGCAUGUUAGAUUUAAAAGAAUAAUAUUGGAUAUCAAUUGUUGUUUUAGUUUUACUAAGACAGCUAUAUUUGGUGUUUAAUACAAUAGCCAAUGACGUCAGAGUAACAAUACUGUAAACACACGUAUUUUCGCGGGGUCAAAAUUUCGCGAAUUUUAUAUAUUGAGUAUGUUCUCUAGGUUCUAUAUUUGCGGAAUUGUAAAAAAGUAAAUUUGCUUCUUUCGGCUUUUAGUGAAAAGUUAGCUUCAGACUGUCUACCUUAAAGAUCGAUCGCUAUAAAUUGUAUGGAUGUGCAGUAUAAGUCAAGUCGAAACGCUCCUCCUUAACACGUAACUAUGUGUACAAGAAAUUUGUUCAUAUCAAUGCAAUUCGUAACGUCAUUGGGAAGCCAGCAAUAGUUAACGGUAAAAUGGACGGAAUCUGUUAUGAAAGUUAUAACGCAAAUAUUACAAAACGAGAUCUUAAAUUAAAUCAGAAACGUUCUUAAACAGUUCGGAACCAUUUUUGUUUCAUACAUAGAAAAAUGAUGAACAGGUUAUCUUAUUUAUAUCUUUUUCAUGACUUAAACUGUUGUUAAGCCUUGAACUUUGAGUUAUUAUUAGAUAUUUUGUGUGUGUCACUUGUUUUACUAUUAAGGACCUUUCUAGAAUUUUAAAAGUCCCUUCUGCAGCCUUUGGAGACCUUUCAAAUGAUUUAUAGAUAACAUCUGGACAACUGAAAUUAACGAAUAAGUUGGUGGACCAAACAGAAAAUCAUUUUAUAUAGUUAUAGCACAUUAAAACGUUUGAUGAUAUUUGUAUUUUGUGAAACUGUUUAUACAUGAAA